Messenger RNA from Arabidopsis thaliana (thale cress), 1470 nucleotides. RefSeq names its product Calcium-dependent lipid-binding (CaLB domain) family protein. The record is from RefSeq and is marked reviewed. Bases 172 to 1275 code for a protein of 367 amino acids. The transcript has 2 exons. NCBI's taxonomy places the organism in Eukaryota, Viridiplantae, Streptophyta, Magnoliopsida, Brassicales, Brassicaceae. Gene Ontology annotation, biological process: defense response.
UUUAAGUUAAGCUUAUUAUGACAAAUUAAUACUUUAACAUAUAGAGAAAUAGAUGGAACAUUAUCUACCUUUAUAGUUGUCCGAAUUUCUUGUUCCUCUUUUAUUUUUCACACUCUUUCAGUCCAUCGUCCGACCGAGAUUUUGUCUUCUCGUGAGUUCAAAUCCAAAUCCAUGGGGAAGAUCCUUGUGGAAAUCUGUAUGAUAUCAGCUCGAGGGCUCCGUGUGGGAAUUGGAAUCGGAUCCUCUCUACUGAAACACCAAUGGUACGCCGUUGGUUGGCUUGAUCCAGAAGACAAAUACUGCACCACAAUCGAUGCUUCAAGAGCAGACAAUCCUGUCUGGAGAACAAAGUUUGCUACUUUGCUCGAUGAUUCCACGAUUCAGGAUUCGAAGUUGGCUUUGCAAGUCGAGGUUUAUAGCAGAGAACCCUUGUUCUUAAGGAAGAGGCUUCAUGGCUCUGCUACUGUUUCUUUGAAGGAGUUUCUGACUAAGUAUAAGCAACAACAGAGUUCUUCGAAAGCUGUAAUUGAAGAAACUGGAAGCUAUCAGCUUAGGAAGACGAACUCGAGCAAGCCUCAGGGUUUUGUCGAUGUGUCGAUACGUAUAUCUGCAGAGCGAGAGGAUUUUGGGGGUUUUACUGGAGAUUUUGGAGGAGUCAUGCUCUCGAACAACUCAGAUUACAACACUUCAGGACAGGAUUACAUGGCUGGUUCAUCGCAGUAUCCAUUUGCUCCAAUGGACCAGUCAAACCCAUUCUCAGUUCCCCCAUCAUAUAACCACCACUCAUCAAUGCCUAACCCUCCAAUGACCAACACCAACCCACAAAUGCAACAACCUUACUAUCCUCCACCGAUGCAGCCACCACCACCACCUAUGAACUCAGGGUACAUGCCUACAUACAUCCCCAAAUCUGUGAAUGACUCAUCAAUGCCUAACCCUCCAAUGAACAACACCAACCCACAAAUGCAACAACCUUACUAUCCUCCACCAAUGCAGCCAGCACCACCACCUAUGAACUCAGGGUACAUGCCUACAUACAUCCCUAAUUCAGAGAAUGUUACGAACAUUCCAUCGUCAUCAUCAUCUGGAGGAGUACCAGGAGGGGCGGGAAGAGGAUAUGCUAGGACUGGCCCAGGGUUUGCUGUAGGAGUGGGAGCUGGUGCAGUAGUUGGAGCUGGUGCAGCUUUAUAUGGAAGCGAGUUUAUGUCAGGAAUCGACUUACCUUCAAGCUUACCUCACCCAAGUGUCCCCAUUUCCAUUGAUCCUCCAUUUUGAUGCAGCAACAGCUCGAUUCAAUAUGGCUGCAUUGUGAGAUUAUCUGAAACAUUGUAGAUGAUUCGUAUUUGAUAUGAUAAGACAUCCCAGAUUCAAGAAACAUAUAAAAUGAAGGCCUCGGGUUUCUUGGGAAUUCGAUUGAACUGUUUUUUCUAUUGUUAUUACUUUUCUAUAGUGUUAUCUGAAAAUUUACAU